CCUUCGGGAAGAAGAAGAGAGGAAACAGCAGCCUAGCAAUUGCUUUGCCUAUUCCAAAUCAAAUCCAUAUUCUACAGAUAUGAAUGCUGGGUGCUGUGGCGUCAACUUUGGCUCCUUAUCCUCCUCAAUCGCCGCCCUCCGUUUCCCGAAUUGGCCCCGUUCCCUCUCCUUCUCCUCCAGAACCCUAAUCCCCUUUUCUUCUCUUUCGACACCCACACCUAUGGACUCCUCGCCCCGCCCCGCCAAGCCCUGGCUUCUCGUGGGCCUCGGUAACCCCGGCAAGAAGUACAACGGCACCCGACAUAACGUAGGUUUUGAGAUGCUCGAUGCUAUAGCUGAAGCUGAAGGAAUAUCCAUUAGCAGUGUUUCCUUCAAAUCGCUGUUUGGAAAAGGUUUUAUUGGAAAUGUUCCGGUUAUGCUAGCCAAACCGCAGACUUUCAUGAAUGUGAGCGGUGAAUCUGUUGGAGCUAUUGUUUCAUAUUACAAGAUUCCGUUGAAGCAAGUCCUUGUGAUUUUUGAUGACUUAGAUCUGCCUUUUGCAAAACUACGGCUAUUGCCAAAAGGUGGACAUGGAGGACACAAUGGGAUGAGAAGUGUGAUUGAUCACUUUAAGGGGAGUCGUGAUUUUCCUCGUUUAAGAAUUGGCAUUGGGAGGCCUCCUGGGAAAAUGGAUACUGCAAACUUUGUUCUUAGUCCAUUCAGUAAACGAGAACGUGAAGAGUUGGAUUUCACAUUUCAAAAUGGUGUGGAAGCUGUGCGGAUUCUUUUGCUUGAGGGAUUUAAUAAAAGCGCAAGUUUUGUGAACACUGCCAAAUCCUUGGAACAACAUAGUCAAUAACAGCUCGAAUUGUGACGCUUUUGGUAAGCCUGUUCCAAAGGAAGAGAACUGUCCAUUAUGGUGAAUGAUCAUGGAAUUUUUUUAUUUUUAGAUUAGAGUACAGAGAAUUCAUCUGAAUACACAAUGGGCAUUAGUUCCAAGCCCCCCCUCCCCUACAGGGGGAUUAUAACAUCCAUUCUUUGAAAUAUAAAUGGUAUAUCUUUUUUAAGAUAUGCUUUGAGAAUUACUGUGGAGUUGUAUUUGUAUUGAGAAUCCAAUUAAUCUUAAACUCAAUUUCUUUAGUUUUUCUUUAUAAUCUCUUCCUAGUGAA
Vitis riparia (riverbank grape) is the source of this 1148-nucleotide messenger RNA. Its product is annotated as peptidyl-tRNA hydrolase, chloroplastic. Lineage: Eukaryota; Viridiplantae; Streptophyta; Magnoliopsida; Vitales; Vitaceae. Bases 80 to 838 code for a protein of 252 amino acids. The record is from RefSeq and is a predicted model, not a curated record. The transcript is spliced from 8 exons. Gene Ontology annotation, molecular function: peptidyl-tRNA hydrolase activity.